Messenger RNA from Phaedon cochleariae (mustard beetle), 3627 nucleotides. Lineage: Eukaryota; Metazoa; Arthropoda; Insecta; Coleoptera; Chrysomelidae. The record is from the annotation of a GenBank genome assembly.
AUGAAUAACAACAUGGCUUUCAACAACAAAGCCUGGGGAAGGCCGAAUGAUUCCCAGAACAUGAUGAACCAAAGAUCAAUGCCACCGCAACUCAUGGGCCAAGGUACUCUGGGAAAUAUAGGCUCAACAAUGGUACCAUUCCCAGGAAACCAACAAGUGUUCCAGAACAUGGGUAUGCAAGGCCAAAAUCUCGGCUUAGGCCUACAACAAAUUGCAAACAAUGCUAUGAAUGCCGCUGCAUCUCUGAACCCCCAAAUCGCAAACAAUCCUCUCUUUCAACAAGUCUCAUACCCUGAUACCAGGAGGUUGAACACCAGGCUAAAUCCCACUGCUUUCCAAACAAACAUCCCUUCUUUGGCAAGCACACAGAACAACACUAACACCGGCACUAAGCAGAGGGUGUUCACUGGGAAAGUGACUCAAAUGCAUGACAACUUUGGACUAAUUGAUGAGGAAGUUAUCUUCCAGACAAAUGUUUGUGUCAAAGGUUCACACCCCACUGUUGGAGACAGAGUCCUAGUUGAGGCUUCUUACACACCAACUAUGCAUUUCAAAUGGAGUGCAACUCGUGUGCAGGUUUUGUCUACUGUUCUGCCAAGAAACAACAAGGGCUACGGGAGUAUGGGGAACUAUGAAGGGAAUUACAAUGCUGUGCCUCCUCCAGAAGUUAGAGAUGUGGGUAGGGAUCUUGGCAGGGAUCUCAACAGGGAUCUUGGCAGAGAUAAUAACAGGAAAGGAAACAACAACAGAGGCAGAGAGCGGCCGAGAGACCGCGACCGAGACGACGACGAGAUCGACCGCAAGCGCAGAAGGGAGGAGCGGAUGAGAGAGCGGGAGAAGGAGGAUAAGGAGCGAGAGAAGGAGCGCGAGAAGGAGAAAGAGAAGAAGCAGUCGCCGGCGCGGAAGAGGACGAGGACGAGAUCGAGGUCGCCGAAGAACAGGAGGCGGACAAGGGUGGUGCCGAGGUAUAACGUGCAAGUGCCCAAGAUCGCUUUGGAUCGACACGAAGGCGACGUACUGGAGAUACGCAGUCGCUACACCAACAUCUACGUACCUUCGGACUUCUUCCACACCAGCAUCCGGUGGGUGGACUCGUUCCCGCCGGAGAAGCCGUUCGCGUUGAACAAGUCCUGCUCCUUUCACGUCAUUCACAAGGACAUCGGGGACGUCAAGGAGAACGACGCUGUGCUGGAGCCGUCCGAUGCGGAUUACCUCUUCUCCGCCAAGGUAAUGCUGAUGUCCGUGCCCGGAAUCGACGAAAUCUACACGCGCUGUUGCGCUUUGGCCGAGGACAAAGACAGCUCCGAGAAGGACUACGUGCACCCGAGCCGUACCGUCAACUUCCUGGUCGGUCUGCGCGGCAAGAACGAAACGAUGGCGAUCGGCGGGCCGUGGAGCCCGUCGCUGGACGGGGAGGAUCCCGCCGCUGACCCGUCGGUGCUGAUCCGGACGGCCAUCAGGACGUGCAAGGGACUAACCGGGAUCGAUCUCAGCAAUUGUACGCAGUGGUACCGUUUCGUGGAGCUGAAUUACCGGCGCGGCGAGACCACCCACAAGGGCAAACCAGUGCCUGCGCGCGUCGAGACAGUGGUCGUCUUCCUGCCCGACGUGUGGAGCUGUCUGCCCACCAGACUGGAGUGGGACGGCGCGCAUGCGGCCUACCGUCGCAAGCUCGAGGACGUCCUCAAGGUCAUGGGGCAGCCGUUGCAGCCGCAGCCGAAGCAGCAGGACGAAGCGGACGUCUCGAUGACAGACGAAAAGGCAGAAGAUUCUUCUUCGUUGAGCAAACUGGAACCGACCCCUCAUGGCCAGCUGGACGUGAAGACGAUGCCGGUGGCGGAGCUGAGGAACGAGCUCAGGGCUCGCGGGAUGAGCUACAAGGGGCUGAAGAGCCAGCUGGCGGCCAGGCUAGGGAAGGCGCUGAAAGCGGAGGAGGAGGCUGAGGAGAAGGGGGAGGAAGAGGAAGAAGAAGAUGAGGUUGGGGAGGGGGAUGAGGAGGAAGAGAAGGGGAAAAACGAUGAGGAGGCUGAGGUGGAGAAGCAGGAGGAUAAGAAGUCAGAGGUAGGAGAGAAGGACAAGGAAAAGGACAAGGAGAAGGACAAGGAAAAAGAGAAGGAAAGGGUAAAGAAGCUGGACGAGAGAGAGCGAGCCCUGAUAGAGAAGCGCCACACGUUGCCCGAGCAGCCGCACAUUCUCGUCCAUCCCUCCAAAACGGCCAAAUCGGGCAAAUUCGAUUGCACCGUCAUGUCGCUCUCGCUCCUUCUCGACUACCGGCCUGAAGAUACGAAAGAGCACUCGUUCGAGGUGUCGCUCUUCGCCGAGCUGUUCAACGAGAUGCUCAUUCGCGAUUUCGGCUUCAACAUUUACAAGGCUCUGCACGAUUUGCCUGAGAAGAAGGAAGAGAAGAAGGAUGAGAAAAAGGAGGAGAAAAAGGAGGAGAAAAAAGACGAUAAGAAAGACGAGAAAAAAAAGGAGGAAGAGGAGGAUAACUCUGAGGGCGAGGAAGCAAUGGAAGACGAUAAGGAUGAGGAAAAGACCGCUGAAGACGCGAAGACCGAAACGAAAAGCUCCAACUCCAAAGAGCACAAACCGUCCUCUAGCGACAAGAAGGACGGCAAAGAGAAAACGUCGAAGCAAGACGAGGAUGCCGACGAAGAGCAGGAAGACGACAGUGGCGGCGACGACGACCAAGCCAAGAGGGACAGGAAGAACAGGCCGGCAGCGGGAGGUAAGAAAAAGGAGCGACCGAGGCGAGUCACCAAGGACAAACACCUGUUGCUGUCGUUCGUCUACUUCGAUCAGACGCACUGCGGCUACAUCUUCGACAAGGACAUCGAGGAGCUGCUGUUCACGUUGGGGUUGAAGCUGUCCAGAGCUCAGGUGAAGAAGUUGGUCACAAAGGUAGUGACCAGAGACUCGUUGCACUACAGGAAACUGACCGACAAGGCGAAAGAUGAGGAACCGACGACCGCGUCGGAGGACGCCGAGGCGGCGGAGGAGCGCACGCGUCAGCUGGCGCAGGGCAACAGGUGGAUGUUGCCGGUGUUCAAAGUGGGCGGCGGCCAGACGACGGCCGGUCAAGAGGGCGGCGACGCUCUCAAGGACGGUUUCGUGCGGUACCGAGGCUCUCUCGUCGACGUUGCCAAACUGAUGUCGAAGCUCGAACGCAGCGAGAAGGCCCUAUCGGAGACAGAGACGCGGCUGGUCGAGCUGAAGCAGGACAACCGGCGGCUGGCCGAGAAGCACGUCAAGACGAAUACGUCGAUCCGCACCGUCAACUCGGAGCUGCGCGAGCUCAAGGACAAGCUGCGCGCCACGGAGGAUGUGCUUGAGAAGACGGCUGCCCUUUCCAAGUUGUACCAGCAGACGCUUGUCGACGUCCACGACAAAGUCGACCCGGUCCUGAAAAGCACUUUGUCGAUUAAAGAGGACCUCACAGCGACGACCAAUCACGCGAAAACAGAGACGAAAGACGACAAAGACAGAGAAAAGAAACAUGAGGACAGUAAGACGAGGUGGGAGAACGACAAAGACAGAGACAGCAAAGAGGGGAACGUGAAAAAGGAGGAGGAUGAGGUGCUGUCUGACGUGGAGAUGAAAGAGGUGAAGAAAGAGAAAGACAGUUGA